Messenger RNA from Lotus japonicus, 1856 nucleotides. RefSeq lists its product as uncharacterized. The coding region runs from base 164 to 1606 and encodes 480 amino acids. Gene Ontology annotation, molecular function: protein binding. The record is from RefSeq and is a predicted model, not a curated record. NCBI's taxonomy places the organism in Eukaryota, Viridiplantae, Streptophyta, Magnoliopsida, Fabales, Fabaceae. The transcript is spliced from 2 exons.
AUAUAAAAAAUGAGAGCUUUCGUUUUAACGCGUACCAGCAGAUUCCAAAAAUAGCGAUCGAUCAUCUUCAUUCAUCAUCAAGAAAGAAAGAAAGAAAGAAGCUAUUUCCCUCUGUGUUCUUCGUCUUCCUUCUUCUUCUUCCCCAUCGUUGCAUUUCAGAGAAAUGAAUUCCAAUUACGGCAGAUCCAAUUCCAACCCACAAAAAACAGCUUCAUCUUCUCCCUCCGUUUCACUCAACAACUUCAAUUUCGAUUUUGAUCUCGGCAUCGGAUCCAAUCGACCCAAAUCCCUAAUCGAUCAGAAAACCCCCACCUCCAACUCCAACUCCAACCCUUCCUAUUCCUAUUCCAAUCCCAAUUCCUCCACCCAAUCCAAGAAACCAUCAUGGACCCACCAACCCGUUCCGGCCCAAACCGCCGCGUUACCGGGUCAACCACCGUCCAUGGCCGGAGACAUCUUCGGCAAGAGCUGGGGAUCCGCUCAACCUUCUGCUCCAACCAUUGGAAUCGUCAACAAAAACCCUAACCUCUUCGGUGAUUUGGUUAGCUCUGCUUUGGGACAAGGUUCCAAGUCUUCUUCUGGUAGCACCAAUGUUCCUCUGAAAAAUGCAGCUUCUACAACCAAAACCACCUCAUUCUCCAUGGGGAAUAUGGCCAAUUCAUUGCCCAAAACUGGUAAUGCUCCUCAGAGUAGCGGUUCUACUUGGGGAUCUUCUUCUGGGAGUUUUGGUGUGAAUAAGAGUUCCAAUCUUGGGGGUGCUUCAAUUGGAAGUGGAAUCAAUUCUGGUAACAAGGAUCCAUUUAGUUCUUUGGGUGUUGGGAUUGGAACCAAGCAAUCUUCUUCUGCUUCAGCUAGUCUUAAUUCAGCUCCUAAAGCUAAGAAGAUUGAGAAAGAUGAUGAUGGUUUUGGAGAUUUUCAGAAUGCUGCUUCCAAAUCAAGCUCUGCUGGUUUUACAUCGAGUGGUAAUGCGGGGUUUAAUUUUGAUUUUACUGGAUCAACCGCUUCAUCGAAUCGGUCUCCUGCACAGGCAUCAGGUGGUGGUGAUCCAAUGGACAUGUUCUUCACAUCUUCAUCAGGUGGAGGUGGUGCUGCGGCCUCUCAGGGAUUUGGAGGACAGGCCUCUUCUGAAAUGGAUGAUUGGGGUAUGGAUUCUGAGUUUGGCGGCGGAGGGCAUGAUGGGGGUGGCACAACUACUGAGCUGGAGGGGCUUCCACCACCUCCUGCUGGGGUAUCAGGUUCUGCUGCCAAAGGCAAGGGGAUGGACAAUUACAAGCAGGGGCAGUUUGCUGAUGCUAUUAAGUGGCUUUCAUGGGCUGUCAUUCUUCUAGAGAAAGCUGGGGAUGAUGCAGGCUCAGUGGAGGUUUUGUCAUGCAGGGCUUCAUGUUACAAAGAAGUUGGGGAGUAUAAAAAGGCAGUGGCGGAUUGUACAAAGAUUCUUGAAAACAAUGAAACCAAUGUAUCUGUCCUGGUACAGCGUGCUCUCCUGUAUGAGAGCAUGGAAAAGUACAAACUUGGCGCGGAAGACCUGAGGAAUGUGCUGAAGAUUGAUCCCAGUAAUAGGGUUGCUAGAAGUACUAUUCACCGAUUGGUUAAGAUGGCCGAUUAAGAUUUUUACUUCUCUUUUAACUUUAAUUAUUACGCUAUAUAGAUUUACACACACACACCCUCUCCCAAGGCCAUCUCCUUUGCCGUGAUAGCUAGGGAUGAUUUCUAUGCAAUGUAUUUGAUUGAUGUUGCGCCUUUAUAUGAUUUCCCGGUGUAUGUUUUUUCACAUUCUGGCUUAUCUCUUGAGACUAUCAUUCUUGUUUCCUUCACCUACAUUCGAUUUAAAUAUGAGUUGUCAUAUUCUUUUUCUA